Messenger RNA from Trypanosoma conorhini, 520 nucleotides. RefSeq lists its product as uncharacterized. The record is from RefSeq and is a predicted model, not a curated record. The transcript has a single exon. The annotation marks the transcript as partial. Lineage: Eukaryota; Euglenozoa; Kinetoplastea; Trypanosomatida; Trypanosomatidae.
GACCUCGGCGGGGGACACUAAGCAGCUUGCAUUCACUAUGAAAUGCACGACGGAGGAAGGCAGUGUGCUGCACAAUCGCUCGAAGGACGCAACCGACAACUCCACUGCAACUGAUCCGCUCGGCGCGCCAGGCGUGUGUGAGUUCCAGCCACCCACUCCAGGAGGAGCUGAAGAAACGCCUGAACGCCAAACUCAGGAGCAGCCACCAACAGGCCAAGAAGCAGGAAGAACACUGGAGGCGCCUGCGGCUCCGUCAACACCGUCGGUGGCGGACAGGGCAGCAGAUAGACCCGGAGGUACACAAACACCUUCAACCCCCCGAGGCCGAUCUGGCACCCCCAACGCCGCCCCUUCCGCCGGCGGCAGCGAUGCAACCACCACCACAGCGGCGACCACCCCCAGUCCGAGUGCUGGGAGCCACGCAAAAAGCAACGCGGACAGCAGCGCCAUCAACACUCUGCUUGUGCGUGCCCCAUUGAUGUUGCUGCUCACGGCUGCCCUUGCCUGCGCUGCUGCGUAA